Molecule: messenger RNA, 2467 nt
Organism: Cicer arietinum (chickpea)
Lineage: Eukaryota; Viridiplantae; Streptophyta; Magnoliopsida; Fabales; Fabaceae
Product: CDPK-related kinase 5-like
Biological process (GO): protein phosphorylation
Molecular function (GO): protein kinase activity; ATP binding
Source: RefSeq, a predicted model, not a curated record
AUUAAACUUUUCUCUGUUCCUUUCUUCAUUCAUCACCUUCUUAGUCCCCACCAUUUUAUAAGCACACUCUCCGUGAUCAACGAACCUAACCAACCUCACUUCAUUCAUUUCUCACUAACCAAAAUCCCAUUUUCCAUUUCAACUCCAACAACUUUUCAAUUCAACCUCAUCCAAAAUUUUGUACUCACAUUACAAUUACAAUUAUAACAAUUGCAUGAAAUGCUUCAUUUAUUUGACUUUCACUCUUUAAUUCACCACCCUUAAGAAAGAACAAACAACAAUUCAAUUAAAUCAAACCCAAUGGGUCUUUGCACUUCGAAACCCUCUUCAAAUCCCACUCACUCCUCUCGCAAAUUCAACACUGAACUUCCUCAACCAAACUCCGUCACUUCCCAACCUCUAACUAACUCCGUCAAUGGCCAAAACCCUAACGAAACCGAAAACGGUAACAGAUCUCCGUUUUUCCCGUUCUACAGUCCUAGUCCGGCGCACAAUUUUUUCUCCAAGAUGUCUCCGGCGAGGAAAUUUUUCAAGAAGCCGUUUCCUCCUCCGUCUCCGGCGAAGCAUAUAAGAUCUCUUUUGGCUCGGAGGCAUGGCUCCGUGAAGCCUAAUGAAGCUUCGAUACCGGAAGGCGCUGAAGCGGAGCCGGUGGCUGCUCUUGACAAGAACUUCGGAUUCUCCAAGCAUUUUGGAAAUAAAUAUGAUGUUGGAGAUGAGGUUGGGAGAGGCCAUUUUGGUUACACUUGUGAAGCUAAAUUGAAGAAAGGAGAUCUUAAAGGCCAACAAGUUGCUGUGAAAGUGAUUCCUAAAGCCAAGAUGACUACUGCUAUUGCUAUUGAGGAUGUGAGAAGGGAAGUGAAAAUUUUGAGAGCUUUGAAUGGACACAAGAAUGUAGUACGAUUUUAUGAGGCUUAUGAAGAUCAUGAUAAUGUCUAUAUAGUAAUGGAAUUGUGCGAAGGUGGAGAGUUGUUGGACAGAAUAUUAUCAAGAGGUGGGAAAUACACAGAGGAAGAUGCAAAAGCCAUUCUGAGACAAAUACUGAAUGCUGCUGCAUUUUGCCAUCUACAGGGUGUUGUGCAUCGUGAUCUUAAACCAGAGAACUUCUUGUUCGCAUCCAAGGACGAGAACUCAGAACUGAAGGCCAUAGACUUUGGGCUGUCGGAUUUUGUUAAACUAGAUGAAAAGCUCAAUGAUAUUGUUGGUAGUGCAUACUAUGUGGCUCCUGAAGUUCUACAUAGAGCUUAUAGUACAGAGGCUGAUGUCUGGAGUAUUGGAGUGAUUGCAUAUAUUUUAUUAUGUGGCAGCCGUCCGUUUUGGGCUCGGACUGAGUCUGGUAUCUUUCGUACUGUAUUGAAAGCUGAUCCAAGUUUUGACGAACCUCCUUGGCCUUCUCUCUCAGAUGAGGCAAGGGAUUUUGUUAAGCGAUUACUAAAUAAAGAUCCAAGGAAAAGAAUGAGUGCAGCACAGGCAUUAAGUCAUCCAUGGAUUAAAAACCACAAGGAUGCAAAAGUACCUUUGGAUAUUUUAAUAUUCAAGCACAUGAAGGCAUACAUGCGUUCUUCAUCUCUACGAAAAGCUGCUUUAAGGGCUCUAUCGAAGACAUUAACUGUAGAUGAACUACAUUACUUGAAGGAGCAGUUUGCACUUUUAGAGCCUAACAAAUAUGGCACCAUAAGCUUGGAAAAUAUAAAAGCGGCCUUUAUGGUAAAUGCAACAGAUGCUAUGAAGGAGUCACGCAUUGCUGACUUUCUGGGAUCACUUAAUGCAUUGCAAUAUAGAAGGAUGGAUUUUGAUGAGUUUUGCGCAGCUGCACUCAGUGUUCAUCAACUUGAAGCAAUUGACCACUGGGAGAAGCGUGCACGUUGUGCCUAUGAUCUGUUUGAAAAGGAUGGAAACAAGGCCAUAGUCAUUGAUGAAUUAGCUUCGGAGCUUGGGCUUGGUCCAUCUAUCCCUGUUCAUGCUGUUCUUCAUGAUUGGAUUCGGCACACUGAUGGGAAGUUAAGCUUCCUUGGAUUUGUGAAAUUGUUGCAUGGCCCAUCAAGAAGUCUUGCAAAAGCUCAAUAGAGACUUUGGAAGCUCAAUACAGUAUCCAAGAAAAGAGUGCUAAACUAUAUAUACCACGAUAAUCUGGCUAACACAACGCUAAUGCAAUCAUCACAAUUCUAUCAUCGAGUGAUUGUCUGUCACGUUGUGGCUUAGCAUAUAAUUGGGGUUCUCCCGCGUUUACAAGGAAUGAGUUUUUGUUUUUACCAUUUGAGCGAGUAAAUUAAACCUGGCAUAGAUGUUUGUAUUUUCGUCUGUAAAGCUGUAGUGUGUUAAGUUACAGGUGAGAAUAUGUCUGAUUGUUAUUAGGGUACAUUUAUAUUGUAACACGUUCUGUGAUUCAGAAUUGAGAAAUCACAUUCUUGUCCACAUGCAAAUUAAUUGACUUGCAUCCAGAGCUGAAUGAAAGAGGUUUUUGGAGCUC